AUGCUCUCUCAGAUCUGUUUUCAUGAUGUUGAACUAGCAAUGAUGGGAACAGAAGGCAUUGCAGCCACAGUCAUUGAGGACCCCGAACCCUCGAUUCCGCCUGGAUUUGGACCUUUCGCUGCCCCGGCAUCAUGGGGAAACGAUGUUAAACCUGCUGAUGCUCAUUCUAGUUCUGUUUUAGCAUUACAGAGCAUCGACGACGAUGUGGAAAUUUUGGAAUAUCUAUCCAGUUCAGUGGAUCGCAAGAGUGACACAGGUUGCAGUAUUUCUGGGAGCAAUACCUGUAGGAAAUCACUGCGCAAUAGACCUCCAAUAGAUUAUAGUCGCUUUGAUCAGAUUGCGUAUGAAGAUUCUGAUGCUGAAGUAGCAGACAAGGGUGUAAGUUCAGUGAAACAUAGACAACAAUUCCCUAAAGGAGUACUUCGAGGAUGUCCAGAAUGUGCCGAUUGUCAAAAGGUUAUUGCAAGAUGGAAUCCAUCUGGUGCACGUAGGCCUGUUCUUGAUGAGGCUCCUGUUUACUAUCCUACCGAGGAGGAAUUCCAGGACACCUUAAAAUACAUUGAGAGUAUCCGCCCAACAGCAGAACCAUAUGGGAUAUGCCGUAUUGUUCCACCAGCUUCAUGGAAGCCUCCAUGCCUUCUUAAAGAGAAAAACAUUUGGGAAUGCUCAAAAUUUUCUACUCGGGUACAGAAGGUUGACAAGCUCCAAAAUCGUAAAUCGUCCAAGAAGAGCAGAAGAGGUGGAAUGAUGAAGAAGCGUAGAAAGAUUUCAGAGACUGAAGAAAUCAAUCACAAUCAAAUUGGAAUGCAGCAAAACCAAGAGAGAUUUGGAUUUGAACCAGGACCAGAGUUCACACUACAGAUGUUUCAAAAGUAUGCAGAUGACUUCAGUGAUCAGUAUUUUAUGAAAGAUAAAUGCAGAGAUUCACCACUGUCAGUGGAAGAUAUCGAAGGCGAGUAUUGGCGCAUAGUUGAAAGGCCAACAGAAGAGAUAGAGGUAAUAUAUGGUGCCGAUUUGGAGACUGGAACUUUUGGCAGCGGGUUUCCAAAGUUAUGUCCUGAAAUGAAAUCUGAUGUGGAGGAUAAAUAUGCACAAUCUGGGUGGAAUCUAAAUAACUUGCCUAGACUACAAGGUUCAGUUCUUUCUUUUGAAGGUGGCGACAUUUCUGGUGUUUUAGUGCCUUGGGUUUAUGUAGGCAUGUGUUUUUCAUCUUUCUGCUGGCAUGUUGAAGAUCAUCAUUUGUACUCACUGAACUACAUGCAUUGGGGUGCUCCAAAGAUGUGGUAUGGAGUUCCGGGAAAGGAUGCUGUGAAUUUGGAGGCUGCAAUGAGGAAACAUCUUCCUGAGUUGUUUGAGGAGCAACCUGAUUUGCUUCACAACCUAGUUACUCAGUUUUCACCUUCAUUGCUUAAAUCUGAAGGAGUACCAGUCUACCGUUGUGUUCAGCAUGAGGGAGAGUUUGUCCUGACAUUCCCACGGGCAUACCAUGCUGGUUUUAAUUGUGGCUUCAAUUGUGCAGAAGCUGUUAAUGUGGCACCCAUUGAUUGGUUGCCAGUUGGACAAAAUGCUGUUGAGCUUUAUCGUGAACAAGCUCGGAAAAUAACUAUCUCCCAUGAUAAGCUGUUGCUUGGGGCUGCAAGGGAAGCAAUAAGAGCUCAAUGGGAGGUCCUAUUUCUCAAGAGGAAUUCUGCUGAUAACUUGAGGUGGAAAAGCAUAUGUGGACCUGAUAGCACAAUAUGCAAGUCACUGAAGGCACGAAUUGAAAUGGAGUUGGCACAAAGACAAAAUAUAUCCUCUCCAUGUCAAUCUAGGAAAAUGGAUACCGAAUUUGAUUCUACUGAUAGGGAAUGUGCAUUGUGCUACUAUGAUCUGCAUCUUUCAGCUUCUGGAUGUCCAUGCUCCCCAGAGAAAUAUGCUUGCCUGGUACAUGCAAAGCAGCUUUGCUCAUGUGAUUGGAACAAAAAGUUUUUCCUAUUUCGUUAUGAUGUCAAUGAGUUGAAUAUCUUAGCUGAUGCUUUAGGGGGAAAGCUAAGUGCCAUUCACAGAUGGGGUGUCUCUGAUCUUGGAUUAAGUUUGAGCUCGUGUGUUAAACGGGAAAAGGUCCAAGAUUCUAAGACUGUUCGCAGAUUAACUGAUGGCCCAAGACGGUCCUACAUGUCACAGGCAUCAACAGUAUCGUUGGUUCCUCCUUCUGUUAGCACUGAACAGAAAAACAAUGAAAAUAAGACACUGGAUUUAGGUUGUCCAGUUACGAAUUUACUUAAAAUAAGUUCUGCGGCAAAUAAUGCGUGUCCUUUGACAAAGCAGAUAAAAUCAGAAAAUGUCUCACAGCUAAAGGAGCCAUGUGUGAAGAAUGAAUUAUCAUGUCCGACCAGCAAUGGUACCAGCCGACAACAUAAUGGAGGGAUUGGAGGCCACAAAGUUGCAGCACCAAGCUUGAUGGUUCCUUCUGGUCAAUCAUUUCCUGCAAAUGCUGUGACAAGACCCUUAAUUACUUCAGGUGAAUCCGUGAGAAGUACGCAUGGCUUGGCAGUAUUUAAAGAGAGUAGAGAAACCUCUUGCCAAACUGGAGACUGUACAUCUUCACUUACACUUAGGGAGUAUCAUAACAGGCCACUGUCAAUGAUUGAUAAUGGAGCUAACAUGAAGCCAGAUCUGGAAAACUUAGACAAUUCUCAUAGGUUGAUGGCAUCAUCAGACUUCAAUGCAACUCUAUGUCAUUCUUACAAAGAUCAAACAUUCUUAACACCGGAAACUAAUACCUCAGUGAUGACUGAGAAAGAUAGCAGUCAGGCCCGUACUGCAAGCCAGCAGUUUGUCAAUACUGCUUCAAGAACACAAAAUGUGUCUCAGGAACCAUUGUGUAGUGUCACUGCUCCAAAGCAACUCAUAGAUCCUCAAGUUGUGAAAAAUUCAUAUGGUGUUUUUGGUUCAUGCAGUGUCCAUCUUGGGCAUCCAACCGUUGGUAAUCAGCAACUAAAUGAGAGAUGGCAUCAAAGACAAUCUGAUACUCUAUCCAGUGUGGAAGUUAGAGCUAGGGGCCAUUCAGCCAUGAUAGUGCAGCCUGCUCUGGAAAAUCACAGCAGAAAUGGAGUUGCACAGAAGGGUCCUCGCAUAGCUAACAUUGUACAUAGAUUCAAGUGCUCUGUUGAACCUAUAGAAAUUGGUGUUGUGCUAUCUGGGAAGUUGUGGUCCUCAAGUCAAGCAAUCUUCCCAAAAGGGUUUAAGAGCAGAGUAAAAUACUUCAGUGUUGUAGAUCCAGUACAAAUGACAUGCUACAUAUCUGAAAUAUUGGACGCUGGACAGCAGGGACCCCUUUUUAUGGUGACUGUAGAAAACUGUCCUGGUGAAAUUUUCAUAAACAUCUCUCCUACCAAGUGCUGGAACAUGGUUCGUGAAAGGCUCAAUAUGGAAAUAAGGAGGCAGAUCAAUAUGGGAAGAGCUAACCUUCCUACACUACAGCCUCCAGGAUCAGUUGAUGGUCAUGAAAUGUUCGGGUUGUUAACACCAGCAAUAGUUCAGGCAAUUGAGGCUCGGGACAGAGAUCACGUCUGUACAGAGUACUGGCGAUCAAGGUCCCAUGUUACAACUGAGAAUCGAGACAACCAGAAUAUGCCACCUCAGGAUCCAUUGCUUAUUGCACUGAGGGGGCUCUUCCAGCGGGCUAAUUGUGAUGAACUGCGAGCACUACACGGUUUACUGAUGAGCAAUAGAACCCUGGAUGACAGUUCUAGGCAGCAGGCUUGCCAAAUCCUCGAUGAGGAGAUUGCAAAGCAAUGGCACUGA
Molecule: messenger RNA, 3786 nt
Organism: Miscanthus lutarioriparius
Lineage: Eukaryota; Viridiplantae; Streptophyta; Magnoliopsida; Poales; Poaceae
Source: the annotation of a GenBank genome assembly